GUUUGACAAGAGCACCGGCUUUCGCAAUGGCCUCAGCGAUCGUCGGUUUCCAGCGCGAGUAUAAGUAUGACUGGAAGAGCACGCGGAAGACCUUCGCGUCGGCGAUUACGGCUUGUCGUUAAGGACGAAGCCAAGUCCAAUUCCGACCUUUCCGGCAACGACGAUACCGGCAAUUCAGCUGAUGAAGCAUCAAAGGAAGAAAAAGAGGCGACAAAGCAGGAAAAUCCUGCUCCUCGUCGUCGCGGUCGCCCACGGAUAUAUCCACGUGCAGAAUCAACCACUAAUGGUGAGGUAGAGCCUCCUAAAAAGCGUCGACGAGACGAAGGUGAUAGUACGGACGAUGAUGGAGAGUUAGACCCUGAUGGAGAGAAAAAGGUUGAUAGGCAAGGGCAUCUUUUGGAUGGCCGCGAAUACCGCAUACCGACAUUCGAACUGCCUGAACGUGACGAUCAGCAAUUAAUGUUCGCAAUGGACCCCGCACGAAUACUAGGAUAUCGCGACAGUUAUUUAUUAUUUAUGAAAAAUCCUGAUUUGGUGCGCGUUCGAAUAUCAGACGAGGCCAAGAACAUGCUUGUUGAACAGAAAAUGCUACUUCCUUGGUUUCGAAAUAGAGAUGUGGCUAUCGUUACAGCGCGAUCAAUCUUCAAGGUGUUUGGAGCAAAGGUGGUGAAACAGGGUCGACGAUGCAAGGACGACUAUUAUGAAGCUAAAGCGCGCGCUGAAGGCUAUGUUGAUGAACUGGAAGACACAGAAAUGGAAGAGUCCUAUGGACGACGGAAUCAAUUAUCAUCUCAUACAACCAAACUACCAGGGUCGAAUGUUCCAUCUACAGCAGUCAGCGGGCCAGGAUGGAUGCAUCAUGCCGCAGCUUCUGUUCAAGAAUUCAAUGCUCGAUUGCUAGGACGCAGGGCAGAGAAACCCACCUUCUAUGACGUGCACACCAACAUACAACAAGUACCAAGUGCCACUCAACCAAUUUCGUGUGAAUUCGAAAGUGUAAGCGCUGGAUCUUCCAAGACCGACGGAGUGGUUAUCGACCCUGUUAAAUUUGAUCGGCGCCGUUCAAGCAAACGACCCUUCUUUGAUAACGCCUCGGUGGAUAUAGCUGACAUUGUUGAUAAGCAAGAGAUAUAUGAAGCUAUCCCACCAGAAGUAAGGGCGGAGAUGGAGAAUUCAGAUAUUGAGUUCUUUGCAGAUAAAAACAAGGAAAUCACAGUGAAAAAUGAAGAGAUGUAUCCCAUUGCACUUUUGGAUGGGCAGUAUCAGGAAUCAUUUCCAAUACACCAUGUUCGUUUCGCUAUCAAUGCUCCUAAAAUAUUCUCCCCGGUAUCCAUUACGAAAGCUACAAGAGCCAUCCUUAUCCAACAGCAGUUCAUGAACUCGCAACAUUCUGCAUCCGGCGUCCCAUCGAUAAGCCAGGCCGGUCCUUUGGCUACCAAUCGGUCACCCAUGCCAAAUGUUAGUUAUGAUAAAGGAACCCCACCUAUUCCUAUGCGUUCAAGUAGCGUUUCCUCGUACCAGCCUUCACCAAAAGGACCUGACAGUGUGCAAUUGGUCUGUGGCUAUAUAUCCGAUAAUGGACAGAGGUGUCCUAUCCCUGUCCCUAAUCGAGGCGAAAGAUGUCCUCAUCAUGCUAAUAACUAUGCUAAUUUGCCACAAAGUAGUGUUAAGCCAACUGCGAAACCGACUAAUUUUGCUGAUAACAAGUGCGCAGAUUGUCACUACCUGUCUGCACCCUCUGAGGUACUCAAGGGACUCACACCAAUAUGUGACACUUUUACCACUAUCAAAUGUACCAAAUGUCACAAGAAAUAUCAUCCAGUGUGUGCACACGUGAAAACGCCGAGGCAAUUGGCUACUGUCGAAUCAUACCCAUGGUUGUGCCCAGAUUGCAAAAUCUGUUGCGUUUGUCAAACAGUUGGCGACGAAUCUACUCUCAUGAUAUGUGACGACUGCGAUCGUGGUUGGCAUACAAAUUGCUGUAAUCCUAAGGUGGACAAUGUGCCGGAAGGUGCUUGGCGGUGCCCGCUCUGCGCAGUAUGUGUCAGCUGUGCAGGAGAGAAAAUCAAAAAAGAGAACAGACUGCAACACGCUUACAAACAUGCUAUUGCCCCACCCACCGAACAUUACAAGUACCCUAUUUAUCUUGCGACUUACUGCAAGGUAUGCUACGAUAACUUUACCAGUGAUCGAUUCUGUCCGGUCUGCCUGAAGACCUAUUCUGAAGAUGAGGAUGAAGAGAAGGGGGACGAAGAUCAUGACAUGGUGGCCUGUGACACUUGUGACUAUUGGGUCCACGUUGGAUGUGAUGAAGCCCUGACCCCGGACAGAUACCAAAAGCUUUGUGAUGAUGAAGACGAGAAAUAUAACUGCCCAUUGUGCGAAGGGCGAGUCAAGCCAAUCAUUCAGACUGGACAUGCAGCUCUAGCGCUGAAAGGUGUUUCUGCGCCAAGUGGCACGCCUGUUGGUAUUAUUGGUGGAAAGGUAAAAACCCGAGGUGUAGUUCAUUAUCGCAAACAUCAAGUUGGUGUUCCAGAAAUCAAUGGCACCGGCAUAGCGAUCGUCAAAACAUAGAGCAUUUUACCUUAUUCUUGUUCCUUUGAAAUUACAAUUAUCAUCAUACUGCGUAGAAGUGGUUAAAGCAGUGGCCUCAAAUAAAUAAUAACAUUUUUUUUUCUACAGCAUACACUUUAAACCAUU
Molecule: messenger RNA, 2700 nt
Organism: Umbelopsis ramanniana AG
Lineage: Eukaryota; Fungi; Mucoromycota; Umbelopsidomycetes; Umbelopsidales; Umbelopsidaceae
Exons: 8
Coding region: 67-2574 (835 amino acids)
Source: RefSeq, a predicted model, not a curated record